Messenger RNA from Mercenaria mercenaria, 1278 nucleotides. RefSeq lists its product as uncharacterized. The transcript is spliced from 4 exons. Bases 1 to 1278 code for a protein of 425 amino acids. Gene Ontology annotation, molecular function: ATP hydrolysis activity; DNA helicase activity. Lineage: Eukaryota; Metazoa; Mollusca; Bivalvia; Venerida; Veneridae. Gene Ontology annotation, biological process: telomere maintenance; DNA repair. The record is from RefSeq and is a predicted model, not a curated record.
AUGCUAAACAAACUGCAGGAAGAGGCAGUUAAUCUGGCAAUAACAGGCCACAAUCUGUUCAUAAAUGGGCCAGCAGGUACAGGCAAAACCUAUACUAUUAAAGAAGUUUAUCAUCGACUAACUGCGUUGGGUACAUCUGUUGCCAUUACCUGCACAACUGGCAUAGCAUGUACAAACUUUGAUAAUGCCUGCACCUUACACAGGUGGAGCGGCAUUAAUGAUGGACGCUACAGUUCUAGUGAAAUUGUGAAUAUACUGUUGUCAAAUGAAGGCGCAUUGCAUCGCAUCAGAUCAACAGACGUGCUUAUAAUUGAUGAAGUAUCUAUGUUAAGCAAGAAACUGUUUGAGCAACUUGUAUCUAUAGUUACUCAGUUAAGAGAUGUUAGUAAGUUUUUAGGUGGGCUACAGUUAAUUGUUUCUGGAGAUUUUUUUCAGCUUUCACCAGUGCCCAAUAAAAUGUAUAAUGACAAUGGAGAAUAUUGUUUUUUUAGCCCAACUUUUAUGAAACUGCAUAAACUAACUUUAGUGGAAGUUGUUCGUCAAACAGAUUCAGUCAUAAUAAGUGCAAUUCAAAAAGUGUCAGUUGGGGGAAACAUUGACAAGAAAACAAUUGAUUACAUAAAAAGUCUAGAAAGGCCUCUCAAAAAUUCACAGGACAGUACAAAGUUGUAUUCAACAAAUGAUUUGGUGAACAGUUAUAAUAGGUCAAGGAUUGAACAACAAUCAGGGACAUUAAAGGAAUAUUUGUCAGUGGACACUGGAGAAAGCAAAUAUCUCCAUGAGAUGACGGCACCAAAAAAAUUAUGGCUGAAAGAAAACUGUCCAGUUGUUCUUAUAAGAAACCUUUCAGAUAAGCUGUUUAAUGGACUUCAAGGUUAUGUUACUAGCUUUUCUGCAGAGGGACCACAAGUUUACUUUCCAACUUUGAAAAGCACAUCCACAAUUGGAAAGGUAACUUUUUCAGUAUUCAGCCCAACACAGAACAGGGUGCUAGCCAAAAGGGAACAAGUUCCGUUGUUGUUGGCGUAUGCACUAACUGUUCAUAAAGCCCAAGGAAUGACUUUAGACAGGGUUGAAGUAGACUGCCAGCAGAUGUUCAGACCAGGGCAACUUGGUGUUGCAAUGGGAAGAGUUCGAAGCAGUGAUGGAUUGCGUGUGAUUAAUUUUACACCAAAAGUGUGCAUUCCUCAACCAGAUGAAAUCAAGGGCUACUUGACAAUGCCAUAUGUAGAACCUGCUGAUGAUUUCAACUGUUGUACAAACAUAUCAGGAGUUUAA